Labeo rohita (rohu) is the source of this 2482-nucleotide messenger RNA. RefSeq lists its product as uncharacterized. The record is from RefSeq and is a predicted model, not a curated record. Lineage: Eukaryota; Metazoa; Chordata; Actinopteri; Cypriniformes; Cyprinidae. The coding region runs from base 224 to 1903 and encodes 559 amino acids. The transcript has 5 exons.
CGUGUGGCAAAACCGUUAAAACUGUUGUAACAACAGUUACAGUCUGCCGGAUGUGCUGUAUGGCAUUUUAAUGGAUUCUAUGCAAAUCUGAGGGAAAAUCAAGCCUUUUGAAAGUCAAAUGUAUCUACAACUAAAAUACGUGCAAAGAGCUGGUUUUUGGAGAGAAGAAAACUACUGACCAAGACAGCAGUGCUAGUGCACAAAGGAAUUUACAGCCAUAAUCAUGUUUGUUUUUCUGCUGAUCGCAUCAAUGUUUCGCCAAGGUCUUACAGUAGUGAGCUAUGGAGACAACUUUAUAACUGCCUUCCCAGAGAACCUUGGUUUCUUCUAUCCGUCUGAAACAAUGAACUAUCUGAGAGUCACAGCCCUUCAUAAUAACACUAACUUCAAAGUCUUCUACAAAAACACACAGAGAGACCUUCAAAUUCCAGUGUCAGGGCAAACCAUGAGUGUUAUAUUUUCAAGGUCUGACGUAAGUCAACUGGGGUCCUCAAGUUUAUCUAUCAGAAUUACCAGUGACAAGAACAUCACAGUGGUUUCUUUAAGUCGCCGGGCAGGCAGCACUCAGUCCUAUGUCGUUCAGCCAACGGUAAAUCUCGGCACAAACUAUUUGAUCCCUUUGUUGGAUUACCCAAGGUAUCUUGAAUCAUUUAACCUAUCUAGGAUUGUCAGUACAACCAUGAGAUACAGCUCAAUCAAGUUACUUGUUAUCAAUGCAGCGGACAGUCAAAACAGCGUCACUAUAGUCAAGCAAACAUCAGCAGGUGUUCAAGAAGAGACAUUCGAUAUCGAUUCCUACGAGCUGUACCAGCUUCAGACCAACGGUUCUAUUUUGAGGGUCAAAUCUAGCAAAGAAGUCGCUGUGAUAUUGACCCACCCGUGUUUAGAGACUGGGGGCUGUAACUGUAACAUGGUAGUGAAUCAGAUUCUUCCCACAAAGUUUCAGGGUCAGAGCUUUAUCGUACCUUCCAACUUCAAUGUUUCCGAGACCAAGUUACUUAUGCUUUCAGAAAACACUUCCUCGCUAUUUCACAAUGGUAACACGUUACAGGCUACUCCUUCAACGCUUCUGCCAUUUCCAGACCUGCAGAAAUCCCAACUGAUAAAUGCUACAGAGCAAGUCUCCCUCAGACUUAUCAGUCCAGGCCUCAUUGUGGAGUUGAUCCCAGAAACCAUGUUUUUUGCUUGCUACCUGCUGCAGUUUGAUAAACCAAAUGGCAUGGCUUUGGUGAUCGCUGAAACAGACAGCAAAGAUGAUGUGCGCACACAUGCAGGUUUGCUCUCAGCUUCUAACUGGACUGCAGUUGCUGGCACAAACUACUCCUCGGUUGUUGUAACUAUACCAAGUUUUAUUGCCACAAUCUGGCAUCCCACAUCAAGGAUUGGCGUUUAUAUGCUGGAACAAAUGCCUGCAAAAGUAAUGUUUGGAGGCCCGGCUGUACCAAUCAGUCAAAAACCAGAUCUUCAUGGCUGUGUGGUAGUUCCUGGAGCAUUUAGAAUUGGUCAUGACCCUCUGACUUGGGCAAAGUCUCAUGAGUACUGCAUCAAUAAAGGAUGUCAGUUUGCCUGUCCUGUAACUAAAUCUGUCCAUAAUGACAUGGCUGAUAACUUGACCAAGGAGGAUGGGGAUGGCUGGAUCGGUCUCCGCCGCAGUUUACUAACUACAGACUGGUACUGGCAGGAGGACGAUGAUCUCUCAACCUUUGUGAAUUAUGUUCACUGGGAUGAUGGGCAUCCACUGGACCCUGUGAAGGGCUUAUGUACGUCAGUGUCCCUUGACCCUAACAAGGAUUUCAAAUGGCAAAGUGCACGCUGCUGUGAUAAAAAGAAGCCAGUCUGCUACAAAAGGCCAGCAUACCUCAACCCUUCACUAGAAUUGUUGCAAGCCAAUGUUUUUUAUUAGUGCUAAUUAGUAAUGCUAUUCUUUAGGUUCAUGAAGUUCAUACCUGCAUAUCUAAGCUGUAUCUUUGCAAUGCCUUUAUGUUAGAUUUAUUUUAGAUACAUGGUUAUUAACAUUUUGACAUUAUACCAAGCAGUUGCAUUGAUACCAUGAAUGUAUGGUGACAUUUUGAAUUUAACUCAAAUGGAAGCAGGAAGUAGAUCUAGAACUUAUGAAUGUCACAUCAACAGUAAAAUGUAUAUCAUCAUUAAAAUGAACAAAAUAUUAAAACCAAUGUCCAACUUUUUUAAAGCGUGACAUUUGGUCUCAAUCAUAAAUUAUAAUGCAUCAUGUUUUUUUUUUGUUUGUUUAAUUUGCAUGCAGUCCUUAUUUGUGCCUUAUUAAGUAUUUAUUUUCGUAGUUGUUGUACAGUGUGGUAACAUCUGCCGAUUUUAUGCUAAGAAGUUCAUUAUAGUGACUGAUUAAAUAGUUAUUACCUAGCAUACAUAUGUCUAAAUAAAGCAUGUAGUGACCAAUUCCUGUAUAACCUACUUCAUAUACCAAACUGCUGUACUCAUUUUCCAUAAAGAAUAUGUGAAAAUC